CUAUUCACAUACCUUGCGUAGAUUCGAGCAGAUUCGAGCACCCAUAAUUCUGUUGGUGCCGACUGGUGCCGACAGACGUCGACAGUGUCGACACGGAGCACGCUGUGUCAUAACCUUCAACGUGUAGCGCGUUUAGUAAACAAUUUCUCACGAGAGUGUAUAUCACUGACAUUUAUUUCGUUCGCAAUGUACGAGGCGCACAGCAUCAAUGCAGAGCACAAAGAUCUCAUACACGAUAUCGCCUACGAUUACUAUGGGGAACGAAUGGCGACGUGCUCCAGUGACCAAUUUGUAAAGGUUUGGGAUGAAGAUGAGCAUGGAAACUGGCAUUUAACUGCUUCUUGGAAGGCCCACAGUGGAUCAGUGUGGAAAGUUACUUGGGCACAUCCAGAAUUUGGUCAAGUUCUCGCCACAUGUUCAUUUGAUCGCACCGCUGCUGUUUGGGAGGAAAUUGUUGGCGAAGGUUCAGGACCAGAAGCUCGUGGCAGCAAACAUUGGAUUAAAAGAACAAAUUUAGUUGAUUCACGUACUUCCGUCACAGAUGUAAAGUUUGCACCAAAGACUUUAGGCCUUCUUCUGGCCACUUGUAGUGCAGAUGGAUUCAUUCGGAUAUAUGAAGCACCAGAUAUCAUGAAUUUGAGCCAGUGGACGUUACAACAUGACAUCAACUGUAAACUUUCAUGUAGUUGUCUUACAUGGAAUCCAUCUCUCUCCAGACUACAUCCGCCUAUGAUAGCAGUCGGCAGCGACGAUCCAAAUCCUACACUUGGAGCAAAAAUCUUUAUUUACGAAUAUUCUGAGAACAGUAGGCGUUGGGUGAAGGCCGAAACAUUAUCGAGCAUUACGGAUGCCGUUUACGACAUUGCGUUUGCUCCUAAUUUAGGCAGAAAUUUUCACACACUGGCCAUAGCUACAAAAGAUGUACGGAUAGUCACUUUAAAACCGACGGACGAAAGUACACAGACCGGUGUGUCGCAUUUUGAAACGAAUGUAGUUGCACAGUUUGAUGAUCAUUACUGCACCGUCUGGCGUGUUAGCUGGAACUGUAUGGGAACGAUUUUAGCAAGUUCCGGCGAUGAUGGUUGCGUCCGAUUGUGGAAGGAUAAUUUCAUUAACCAUUGGAAAUGCAUCUCUGUUCUCAAAGGAGACGGUGUUCCAGCUCAGGGUGCUGAAACUCCCAUCGUAGCGACUCCACCGAGUUCGUCUACACCAGCUCAACAGAUGCCAUCUACCACCAGGACUGUAAGCGUAGCCACGGUCACGGCGGAGAAACCGACGGCUACCGUCGUGUCCAGUAACAAGUGGCAAGCGCCCGUUAUAAAGGGACGCUUUAGUAAAUCCGUGUGGCUAGGUAAUCCUAGCGAGCCGACACCGCCGUUGUUGCCGAUUAUAGCAAAAAAAUAAUUAGAAUUAUUCGCAAUUUAGCAAUGUGAUUUAAUAGAUAAUGUUUAGAAUAAGCGCGAUAAUAUAAAUAAUGAUUAAUUU
Molecule: messenger RNA, 1485 nt
Organism: Trachymyrmex cornetzi
Lineage: Eukaryota; Metazoa; Arthropoda; Insecta; Hymenoptera; Formicidae
Gene: Nup44A
Product: nuclear pore complex protein Nup44A
Exons: 6
Coding region: 187-1404 (405 amino acids)
Biological process (GO): cellular response to amino acid starvation; positive regulation of TORC1 signaling
Cellular component (GO): nuclear pore outer ring; Seh1-associated complex
Molecular function (GO): structural molecule activity; protein binding
Source: RefSeq, a predicted model, not a curated record